GGAUGGCUAUGUUGAUAUAAAUACAUCUCAGAAUAUGAAACAAACCCAAAGUCCACCGCCCCCAGCACCUGACAUGCUGGGAGCUGCCUUUCCAUCAGCAAACAAAGCCUCCAGUGCUAGGAAUGUGUUCUUGGAUGUCGACAAUUCGUCAAUUAUUCAGAAUUGCGACCAACUCAGUCCAAAACCUCAUUCUCCGAAAUCCAACAAAACAUCACCGAGAAGGAGUAAGAGUCACUCUCUGACAGCUGCAAAAUCAGAUUCAGGUUUAUCAUCUAUGAGUGGGUGGUCCAGUCUAGAAAAGUCCCCAGGAUCUCCUAAAACAUCCAAAAUCAAUCCAUACGGGGAAACCAGAAUUGCUAAUAGUAGGCUAGUUUCACCAAUACCGAUGCAAUACAGUUCUAACAAUCCCCGACCAUUCACAGAAUCUUCCGUUGAUUCUAAAUUAUCAGAUUCUCAAGGGUUACCAAGCAAUCUGCUGCCAGGCGGGCAUCAUCUGUCAGCAUUCACAACUGUCAAGUCACCCUGUGGUAUCGAUUCGUUAGAGGGGUAUGGAAACUUCGUUCCAGCUCCUGCUCCAGCGUCAGACAUCAACGUUAGCCCCAACACGAAAAAAUCUGACAAAACCAAUGUAACCACAAGCGAUGAGGAAUUUUCAGGGACAUGUUUGUAUAAUUUUGAUCAACCAGCAAUAUACUCGGUGGCCGGUAGCAACAGAGACUCUUACACUUCAGUAUAUACUGGCAGCCACGCCGAAUAUAUCUCCCAAACAAAUAACUAUCCAGAUUUGAUCGAGCCUUACGAAAACAACGAAUUUUUCAACGCCCAUCAGAAGAAUUACUAUAGUUCUCCAGCAUAUAUGCCUUUCUCAACACCUAAUACAGAUGGAGUACAAGGUCGAUACAAACCGAAUACAAACAGAGAGACUGAAGAUAUAACUAACCAUGAGGGGUAUCGGACAGCAAUGUACCGCACAAUGUUUCCUUCUGGCAACAUUACGGACGCACUGAGUUAUUACCCCACCUCAUCUAGAAACGACACUUCAGAAACCAGCUACGAUGAACAACGAAUGUGGCUAGAAUACACAGCUGAUAAUAGGUUACCUGAUAGGCAAGUGCAACUAGAAGAAUUACAAGAUCAACAUUUUUCCCAUUCCCCUCGACCAGACAGGAGUCGCAACAACCAUUCACAACCAAUUUAUGAGAAUCAACAGCAUUCGGAACAACCAAACAGACAGUGGAAUCAACGACAGGAAAUACCCUACUUAGACUUGGACUUGCGGAAUAAAAACUUACCUGAAUACGUCGUCCAACAACAACACGGUCAAAACCUAUAUUACGAUACCGGUGGUAUCAUCAUGACUCAGUCAGGUUACAUCACAAUCUCUUCGAAUACUGACCAACGAACCCAACAGUUCACUGAAGCACCUAAAAAAAUUAAGCGAGCCAACACUUUAAAAUCAGCCAUGAGUUCCGUGACUCACUGGUUACCAACUCUACAUUUACCCAAAAGAAACCGAUCCCAUUCAUUACCAGGGAUUAAAAGUAUAAAACCCAGCACUGGCCGAAAGAAAAAGAAAAACAGCAUCGUUUCCACAGUCUCUGACAUUAUUCAGAAAGCCAAGAGAAAAGGUAGUUUAGCACCACAGUAUUCCUCCUCGUUAUCGGACCCAGAACAGUCUGAAAACGAAUGGUCUAUUGACAGAAGCAAAUCCGUGAAGUCUGAAGACGAAAGAAGCGAAGAUAGCUCUAGUAUUUUUUCGGAAAACAACGAGACCGAUAGUGAUUUCCCGACGAUAGAACAUAUUAAGAUGAAAAGACCUUGUUCUUCUGAACAAAAACCAAACGAAAAGUAUGCGCUACAACCUGUUUUCGAAAGUGAGUCGAAUCAUAGCGACGAAGGUGAAGUAGAGAAUCACAUCGAAGGGGAAAGAGAAGACAGCGAUAGAAAUGGUUGUAAUAAAACUUUCCAGACUAUUGGAGCCCCAAAACAAAAUUCAAUUCUCUCAGACAAUGUCGAUGAUAUAGCAACCAUCGAGAGUAAAAUGAUGGUGGUAGUUGGUGCAGGGGCUUCCAUGGAGUUUGCUGUUUCUAGAGCUCUCGGAAGAUUCAGACAAAGACAAUCAAACUCUUUCUCUGACGAUCAGUUCAAUGAAGAAGAUGAGAUCAUUAUAGAGGAGAUCACUGAAGAAAAAGAGGAACCGUCCCAGUCAGUGCCACAAAUUUGUAACAAAGUCUUACCAGAGCAAAAGUCUAGCGACAGUCAAAACAGUUCCGACAAUAACAGACCAUCCGCUACAGACUUGGCUGAAGAACCGGCCGUAUCAGAAGACAGUCCAUCGACAAUAAGCAUCAAGUCACACACCAACCGUUAUUUACCUAAACAACAGCAAAGUUUAGAAAUUCCCGGAGGUCGCGAUGAUGAUGACUGUAGAAGCACUCAUUCGUGGAGAAGCAAUUCAAGAAUUUCAUCAAGAAGACAAAGCACAGAAGACAGUAUAGAUAGUGAAGACGAGUGGUACUGCUACGAGCUGCGGAAGUUGGAGGAAAUGGAAAGGCAAACUCAAUUGGAACAGGAAAUGGGUACAACAUUGCUAGAAGAACCAGAACCUUUGGAGGAAGAACAGUUCGAGCCCAACGAGGAGGUGAGGGAGAUGAUGACGUUCGUUUUGAGAGAGUUGAGUAUGAAAGCCAAAGUUGUGGAAGGAGUAUUAGACGAGAAAGAUAAUAACCUGUUGGUAGUACAAUCUCGAAAGAGUCGAGAGACCAAAAGGUCUUCCUUUCAAUUAGAUAACGCAGCCGCUUUGUUCGAAAAGAUUAAACACUAUCAUCAUGAAGAAAGCCAGGAUGAAGGUGAAAAUAAAACUCAAGACAAACUGGAACUGCUCAGUCCGCAUGACCGGGAGGAUCUUUCUUCGGGUGCUACAUCUGGACCUGAUAGUCCACACAGUACGGACGAAUACGAUGAAGCGGAAAUGGCUUUGAAUGACGAAUUUGCUCUUUCUCAUAUAAAUAAAGAAGCAGAAGAGGAGAGGAGUAAGGUUGCCGAGACCAGGAUUUCUAAAAGUGAUGAAGUUUUGAUACCAAAAAUACAACUUGAAUCGACCACACCAGCAGAAGAAGGAAAAGAAGAUAAGGAAGGAGCUCAGUUAGGUAGUAGGUGGAAACUGUUAAAAACAUUGAAGGAAAGGAAGGCUGAAGAAAAAAGUAAUCAGGCAAAGACGCCAGCGCAGCCUCCUGUAGAGAAGAGUAAAAAAGAAUCUGGUAUAGUAGGUGAUCCAUCCGCCCGAGCUAAUGGACAUCCAGGCGACAACCCGUUCUACAGCAACAUCGACAGCAUGCCCGAUAUCAGACCCAUCCGAAGGAAGUCAAUACCGCUUGUAUCAGACCUGGUGCUCAAGACAAUGGCCGCUACCAAGAGGAAUGCCGGAUUGACGUCAGCAGUGCCCAGGGCUACCCUGAAUGAUGAAGAGCUGAAAAUGCACGUCUACAAAAAGACCCUCCAAGCUCUAAUCUAUCCCAUCAGCAGCACGACCCCUCACAACUUCGUCUCGUGGACGGCGACCGCCCCCACUUACUGCUACGAGUGCGAGGGGCUUUUGUGGGGCAUCGCCAGGCAGGGAAUGAGAUGCACCGAGUGCGGUGUCAAGUGCCACGAGAAGUGCAAAGAUCUACUUAACGCCGAUUGCUUGCAGAGGGCGGCUGAAAAAAGCUCAAAACAUGGUGCCGAAGAUAAAGCCAACAGCAUCAUUACUGCUAUGAAAGAUCGAAUGAAGCAGAGAGAAAGAGAGAAACCGGAAAUCUUCGAACUCAUCAGGGCCGUUUUCGGCGUCGAAGAAAAAAACCACGCGGGCCAUAUGAAAGCUGUAAACCAGUCCGUACUAGAUGGUACUUCUAAAUGGUCCGCCAAAAUUAACAUCACAGUAAAAUCCGCACAAGGUUUGAUUGCCAAGGAUAAAAGUGGAACUUCGGAUCCGUAUGUAACUGUGCAGGUCGGGAAAGUUAAGAAACGCACAAGAACAAUGCCCCAAGAGUUGAAUCCUGUGUGGGAUGAAAAAUUUUAUUUUGAAUGCCAUAAUUCGUCAGAUAGAAUCAAGGUCCGAGUGUGGGAUGAAGACAAUGACUUGAAAAGUAAACUACGGCAGAAACUAACAAGAGAGUCGGACGAUUUCUUGGGACAAACAAUUAUUGAGGUACGCACAUUAUCCGGUGAAAUGGACGUCUGGUACAACUUGGAAAAAAGAACAGAUAAGUCGGCGGUAUCGGGAGCCAUCCGUCUCCACAUAUCGGUAGAAAUAAAGGGAGAGGAAAAGGUGGCGCCCUACCACGUCCAGUACACCUGUCUCCACGAAAACCUAUUCCAUUAUUUAUGCGAACAAAAUAAUGGGGUGGUGACUCUGCCGGAGAAUAAGGGUGACGACGCUUGGAAGGUGUAUUUUCACGACGCCGCCGAAGAAAUCGUCGACGAAUUCGCCAUGCGAUACGGAAUAGAAUCCAUAUAUCAAGCCAUGACGCAUUUUCACUGCCUUUCUACAAAGUACCUAUGCCCUGGAGUUCCUGCCGUUAUGAGUACACUACUGGCGAAUAUAAAUGCUUACUAUGCUCAUACAACGGCUCUGUCAGCGGUCUCAGCUAGUGACAGAUUUGCUGCAUCCAAUUUUGGUAAAGAAAAAUUCGUCAGACUCCUGGACCAGUUGCACAACUCCCUGCGAAUAGACCUCUCCAUGUACAGAAACAACUUUCCCGCGUCCAGUCCAGACAAACUGAAAGAUCUCAAGUCAACUGUGGAUCUUCUUACCAGCAUCACCUUCUUCCGUAUGAAAGUUCAAGAAUUGGCGUGUCCUCCACGGGCUAGUACCGUAGUCAAGGACUGCGUCAAGGCCUGUUUGCGAUCGACAUAUCAAUUUCUGUUCGAGAACACAUACGAACUCUACAACAGGGAGUUCCAGAGUGACCCCAAUGAGCCCAAGAGGGAUACGGAGGACCACGGUCCACGCCUGGAUAGUGUGGACUUCUGGCAUAAAUUGAUAGCACUCAUAGUGUCCGUCAUAGAAGAAGAUAAAAACAGCUAUGGACCUGUUCUGAACCAGUUCCCCCAGGAGCUCAAUAUAGGACAGUUGUCUGCUGCUACAAUGUGGAGCCUAUUCGCGGUGGACAUGAAGUAUGCAUUAGAAGAACACGAACAGCACAGGCUGUGUAAAUCGUCAGCGUAUAUGAACUUGCACUUCAAAGUUAAAUGGCUGUACUCCAAUUACGUCAAAGACGUACCUCCUCAUAAGGGAGCAGUUCCAGAAUAUCCAGCGUGGUUCGAACCCUUCGUAAUGCAAUGGUUGAACGAAAACGAUGACGUCUCCUUAGAGUAUUUACAUGGUGCCUUCAAUAGAGAUAAAAAGGAUGGU
This is a messenger RNA of Leptinotarsa decemlineata (Colorado potato beetle), 5395 nucleotides long. It is a transcript of the gene unc-13, whose product is annotated as unc-13. Gene Ontology annotation, molecular function: diacylglycerol binding; phospholipid binding; syntaxin-1 binding. NCBI's taxonomy places the organism in Eukaryota, Metazoa, Arthropoda, Insecta, Coleoptera, Chrysomelidae. Gene Ontology annotation, cellular component: neuromuscular junction; plasma membrane; terminal bouton. Gene Ontology annotation, biological process: dense core granule priming; presynaptic dense core vesicle exocytosis; synaptic vesicle priming. The record is from RefSeq and is a predicted model, not a curated record.